Molecule: messenger RNA, 2592 nt
Organism: Ambispora leptoticha
Lineage: Eukaryota; Fungi; Glomeromycota; Glomeromycetes; Archaeosporales; Ambisporaceae
Source: the annotation of a GenBank genome assembly
AUGGAAGAGCACCAGGAAUUGUCUUCUUUGACUUCCACGCCUACGUCAGAUAGUGAAACACCACUUACUAGAGAUAUUAGAGCUGGUUCCUCGAGAGUAGAUAUAAAUAGAGAUUUUAUUUCUCCUGAUGAAUCUCGGAGAACUUCCCUUGCCUUCGAGAACAAUGCACAAACUUUUGAUCAGCUCACACAAACAGCAGCAGAGCUUUUAAAGUCUAAACUUGCUGAUAUAGAUGAUGAUUUCACUUUUAAACGCAAACAUUCCGAACCUUCUUCUAGUCGAUUUUUUAAGUUAUCAGCACCACCCGUAAGAAAAAAACAGACACAUUCGACUGGACACGUGUCUAGUACUUUACGACGACAUGAUGAUGAAGAAUUUCAAGAUGUCACAGAAUGGACAAUGGAAGGAACCGGCAUUAGGGUGGCGUACGAUGAUUUUACAACGAUAGAUUGGAUUCAUGAUUUCGCCAAGGAACGCGCACGUCAAAAGAAAUUGCGUCAGAAGGAAGGAUGGCGGAGUAAAAUUAAUAUUAUAUUUGAUUUAAUGGAGGGAUGGAUCGUAGUUUUAGCUGUUGGCCUGGCUUCUGGAAUUUUGGCAGGAAUGAUAGACAUCACCUCUGCAUGGUUAAGUGAUCUAAAAGAAGGAUAUUGUAGUUCGGCUUUUUAUCUUAACAGAAAAUUUUGUUGUUGGGACGAUCAAGCAUGCUCUGAAUGGGUUACUUGGAAUAAAGGACUUCAAGCUAAAUCAUCACUAUCAGAAUUUUGGACUAAUUAUGUCUUUUACGUUGUAUUCUCGACAUUAUUUGCAUCUGUGGCUGCUUAUAUUGUACAAACUUAUUCACCGUACUCCGCUGGUAGUGGGAUACCUGAAGUUAAAACCAUUCUUGGAGGAUUUGUUAUUCGAAAAUUUCUUGGAUGGUGGACUUUAUUAAUAAAAAGCAUUGGCAUAAGCUUAGUGGUAGCAUCCAAUUUAUGUCUAGGAAAAGAGGGACCUUUAAUACAUUUAGCAUGUUGUUGCGGUAAUAUCAUUCCGAGAAUAUUCCCAAAGUUCAGAUAUAAUGAAGCAAAAAAACGCGAAAUAUUAUCAGCAGCUGCAUCAGCAGGCGUUUCCGUUGCUUUUGGUGCCCCAAUUGGAGGCGUAUUAUUCAGUUUAGAAGAAGUAUCCUAUUAUUUCCCGUUCAGAACAAUGUGGCGAAGUUUUUUUUGUGCUAUGGUUGCUGCAGUAGCCCUCGAGUAUAUGAAUCCUUUCAGAACUGGAAAACUUGUUCUCUUCCAAGUGGUUUAUGAUCGGGAAUGGCAUGCCUUUGAAUUACUUUUCUUUGCAUUCCUGGGUAUAAUGGGUGGUCUUUAUGGUGCUUUCUUUAUUCGCUUUAACUUAAAAGUUGCAUCGAUACGUAAAGAAACUUGGCUUCGGUUUUUUGGUGUACAGGAAGUGAUUAUUGUAGCUCUUCUCACGUCGAUUAUCAGUUAUUUGAAUAUUUUUAUGAGGGUAAAUCCGUCAGAACUCGUUGCGGCUUUAUUUCGGGAAUGUGUUGAAGGAGAUUAUCAUAACCUUUGCAAUCAUGAUAAUUUUUUUAUGACAGCUAUUUCUCUUAUAAUUGCCGCUAUUUUCAAAUUUUUUUUGACUGGCAUUACUUUUGGAUUAAAAGUUCCUGCGGGUGUUUGGUUACCGUCAAUGGCAAUUGGUGCAUGUUUUGGUAGAGCUGUUGGAUUAUCUGUACAAGCUUGGCAAAGAACACAUCCAAAAUUUUGGAUGUUUGCUUCAUGUAAACCCGAUGUUCCAUGUGUUACACCUGGGAUGUAUGCCAUGAUUGGAGCAGCAUCAGCAUUUGGCGGCGUUACACGAAUGACAGUUUCACUUGUCGUCAUAAUGUUUGAAUUAACUGGCGCGUUAACUUAUGUGUUGCCUAUCAUGAUCGCUGUUAUGAUAAGUAAAUGGGUUGGCGACGCAUUUGACAAAGAAGGAAUUUAUGAUGCAUGGAUUCGACUUAAUGAAUAUCCAUACUUAGACAGUAAAGAGGAAUACAUUUACAAUACUUUAGCAUCUCAAGUUAUGACUCGAAUUGAAGAUUUAAUAGUAAUCACUUCUACUGGACACACAAUAGCAAGUUUAGAUGAAUUAUUAACCGAUACUGAUUACAAGGGAUUCCCUGUUGUAAUAAAUUCCAGAGAUAUGCUGUUAAUUGGAUAUAUUUCACGGUCAGAAUUGCGAUAUGCUAUUGAAAAAGCAAGGACAACGCAAGGCAUUUCUUCGUCGAGUCCGUGCUAUUUUUCAAAUAACUUGCCGAUAUUAGAUUCUAAUGCAUUUAUCGAUUUUAGACCAUGGAUGGAUCAGACUCCUAUCACAGUAUCACAUAAGUUUCCUAUGGAGACAGUCAUAGAAUUAUUUAGAAAAAUGGGUCUUCGCUAUGUUCUGGUCACAAAAAACGGACAACUUCUUGGUUUAAUCACUAAAAAAGAUGUGCUUCGACAUCUGGCCGUAAUGAAACAUCCAAGUCUGUUAGAUGGUGACGAAGCUUAUGAAACUCAGAAUUUGAUGGUGCUUCCUGAACGUCGUAUGUCCAGUUAUAACGGAGAUUUCGGAAUCGAUUGA